ACAGUCAUAGAAACAGCCGGGAUUUUCAGUAUAAAAAGGAACGGAACCCAGAGUGCGGCACAGCAGGAACUUACCGAAGGAACAGAUAUAUCUAAAUUUGAUAACAGAAAAGGCAUUUAGGAAGGAACGAUGAAGUCCAGGAUUCUUAUCGGUUUACUUGUAUUAAUCGUCUUGUUUAAUACCGGAGAGGCCGCUCUUUCCGAAUGGACAACACCAGUUAUAGGUACUGCAACCGGAAGUGGGAGUUUGUCAGUUGCCGAAGACCAAGCUCUUUCAACAACAAUUCACACGCUUGCAGCCACUGGUGCUGCAACGAUAACUUAUUCGCUACUGUCUACAGGUACUCCUUUUGCAGUAGCUGGUACAGGUGAACUUACAAUUACCUCCGCUCUUGACUACGAGACAACUACUUCCUACGUAAUAGAAGUUGAGGCGGUUGAUGACGACCCUACGACGGGAACGGCAACCAUUACUGUGUCUGUGACUGAUGUUAAUGAACCGACAUUUGGCUCUUCAUCAUACAGUCCAUGCAUUCUCGACGGUUCUGUGGCAGAUACCACAUUGACCACUGUUUUAGCAACUGAUGCGGAUACCGGUGACACAGUUACUCACGCUAUAGCAGGUGGAAACACAAAUACUGACUUCAAAAUUGCUGCUGCGACAGGUGUCAUCCAAGUAAAUACAGGCAAAACUCUCGCCAAAGCAACAAAUCCAAGUUACAAUCUUGUAAUCGAAGCCGAUGACGGAAGUCACACAUCGACAACCACAGUCACAGUAACAGUUGCUGAUUCUUGCAAUGGUGUGGCAGCUGUUGGUUUCAGCAUGCUGGCAAUUUUGAUGGCUUUUCUUGUAGCAAAAAUUUAAGUGUUAAAAUGCCGGUAUCUUGUGUAAAAAAUCCGUAAUUUCAAACGGAUUUAUUAUGAAUGCUUUGUCUCUAAACAUAUGUUUGAAAUAACCUAACAAACGAUAUAUUACAAUGAAAUCUUAAUCAGGUGUAUUAGACCCACUUUGUUUGAAAAAGAACUCUGAAGACUGAUACCCCUUUGGCAGUAAAUGAAAAUGAGCGUAUAAGAACAAAGGUAAAAUCUUGUAGUACCGACAAGAUAUUUUUGCAAUAUUGCAAUACCGGCGUUUAUCAAAUUGUUUCUAUAUGCAUUAUAGUGCAGGUAUUUUAGGUGAGAUGCGCGUUCUUGAAUAAUUAAUUAUAUUUGUAGUACUUAUAUCAUUUUUAAGAUGACAUAUUGGCUGUAAACUGAACUGCCGUGAUAGGCUUAUAAUUUAUUGCAAACAGUUAAACAAAAAAUCUUAACUUAUUUUGGUUCUACACGAACUUCAUGAUAUGUAAUAAUGAAAUGAAACUUGAUUUCCCAUUGAAAAGAUGUAGCCAUAAACUAUUAUUAAGUGUUCAAGAUUUUGUGCUAUUCCCUUUAGUACUGUAUUUGUGUGUGUGUGUGACGUACUUACUGUGAUUUGUUUGGAAAAUGAUACCAGUAAUGAGAUACAAGUUUAUCGAUGUUUGGGUCAUUUUCCUUGAGUUUUGUAUUUGUUUUCGUAAAUGCUUAUUCACAUUUCACUUGUGAAUAUCUGAAAAUGUCAAAUCCAACAAAUAUUUACUGACAGUGUUAAAUAUGUUAAAACAUGAUUUUUUUAACUAAAUAGUUUAAUGAAAUUUCUAGCAAAUAUUUACUGACAGUAUUAACUUUCUUCAUACAUGAACAAAAAAUGUUAUAAAAUAUUUUGAUGAAAUUUGCACAUCAUUAAUGACUUUCGUAUGAAUGACUGACCAAUAUAAUAUAACAUUUGUCUAGCAUACUGAUAUCUUAAUACUCUUGUAUCAUGUUGUCAUUGUUUGAUGUGAAAAUAAAAGAAAUGACACAGUUAUUUGUGGAUACUUCAAAGUC
This is a messenger RNA of Mercenaria mercenaria, 1901 nucleotides long. Its product is annotated as protocadherin-11 X-linked-like. Gene Ontology annotation, molecular function: calcium ion binding. The coding region runs from base 130 to 864 and encodes 244 amino acids. Gene Ontology annotation, biological process: homophilic cell-cell adhesion. NCBI's taxonomy places the organism in Eukaryota, Metazoa, Mollusca, Bivalvia, Venerida, Veneridae. The record is from RefSeq and is a predicted model, not a curated record. The transcript is spliced from 5 exons. Gene Ontology annotation, cellular component: membrane.